Messenger RNA from Talaromyces proteolyticus, 1288 nucleotides. Its product is annotated as S-adenosyl-L-methionine-dependent methyltransferase. The transcript is spliced from 2 exons. Gene Ontology annotation, biological process: mitochondrial respiratory chain complex I assembly. The record is from RefSeq and is a predicted model, not a curated record. Bases 149 to 1234 code for a protein of 361 amino acids. Gene Ontology annotation, cellular component: mitochondrion. NCBI's taxonomy places the organism in Eukaryota, Fungi, Ascomycota, Eurotiomycetes, Eurotiales, Trichocomaceae. Gene Ontology annotation, molecular function: S-adenosylmethionine-dependent methyltransferase activity.
CCUACAACGACCUAUGGAUUCGCGCCCCAAAUAAUUUAAUACGACUCGACGAUGCCAUAAUCCAGAGCACUCUCUUAUGUACCAUGCUAUGCACUUCGAGAAAAUAUCUAGGUCAAUUUAGCAGAAUUUCGAAAAACAGCGAAACGCCAUGUCCGUUCUUUUUUUACCAAAAAUCUCAUGCCGCUGGCGGCCUUUAUCUUACAACACAACAAUCAUAACGUCAUCGAGAAACUACGCUGUGCAGGCGCCGGGAAAACCAUCACUCGAAGUUUUUAAUCGUGUGGCAAAGCAUAUCCAGAAAGAACGUGCAGCUCGGAAUGUCGAACAGAGCCGCAAGGUAGACUAUCUCAAAGAUGAGGUAGCAAUGCGAUUAUGUGAUAGACUACUGGAUAUUAAAAGAACAUUUCCUACUGCUCUCGAUCUCGGCGCAAAUAGUUGCAAUAUCGCGCGUGCAUUGACUGCUCCUAGUUUUGACCACGACUUAGGACCUUCUCAAUCUCUUUCGGACCGCAUCGGAAGCAUUAAAUGUAUUGAAACAUCACCUGAAUUACUGUAUCGGGAUGCGGAUCUUGAAUUCAACAAGCAACUGUCUAUUGAGCGGGAAGUGAUUCGCGACUUGGAAUACCUACCUUACGUACCAAACACCUUCGAUAUUGUAUUAUCAUCACUUUCGAUUCACUGGAUUAAUGAUUUACCGUCACUUUUGGCACAAGUAAACUCAAUCCUCAAACCCGACAGUCCCUUUAUCGCCGCAAUGUUUGGUGGAGAUACCCUUUUCGAAUUGCGUUCGUCCCUCCAAUUAGCUAACAUGGAGCGCCGUGGAGGAGUGAUACCGCAUAUUUCGCCUUUGGCAGAUGUAAGAGAUGUUGGCGGACUGCUAACACGAGCCGGGUUUAAAAUGUUGACUGUAGAUGUCGAGGAUAUUGUCGUCGACUUCCCGAAUACAUUUGCAUUAAUGGAGGAUCUCCAAGCCAUGGGCGAAAGUAAUGCCACGCUGCAACGAGGUCCUCUUUCGAAGGACGUACUGUUGGCUAAUGAAGCUAUCUACCGCGAACUACAUAAAGACGCAGGCGAUGGACCUGCACAUGGGCAGGGUGGGAUUCCAGCAACAUUCAGGAUUAUUUUUAUGAUCGGAUGGAAAGAAGGUGCAGGACAGCCACAGCCUUUACAAAGAGGAAGUGGAGAAGUCAACCUCAAAGAUCUGCUUGGAGGAGGAGAUUUCGAACAAAAAUAAAUCUGAUUACAAGAGAAAGUUCCUUGGUCAGGCGCCUACGUAAUGAGAGAAGCU